UUCUCGUUUUUUUCGUUUGAAGUGUCUUUCUUAAGAUCAAUUUUUUUUUUACAUAAUGUAUAAAUGUUUGUGGUUUGAGUGUUACAUAACGUGUGUUGGGAUAAUAGGAUUUAUUGGAUUAUAAGACAUCAGGGAAUGUAUCCACAAUUAACCGACGAAAUUAAUUAUGGAACUUAACUACAGCAAAAGAAUUUUAUUGAGAUAUGCGACGUGGCACAAUAUAAAAUGCUUGUGAAAUGUUUAAAUUUAGAAAAUAAUAUUGAUUCCAUUUUGAAACAGUGUGCAAUUCAACUAUAUGAUUUCCAAUGCGAUCCCGACGAUUCGGUUAUUUUCUUUAUAUUGAAUUAUGUGAAAUGUACGAUUUUCAGUUGUUUUAUUGAACCAAACGUACUCAGUGAUUUGAGAGGAAAUAGUUACAAUUCGGAUGUAGUUUGUUGGCGACAAGACAACGAUGAAAUUAAGUGUUAGUGCUUAUCGCGCUCAUGCUUCAGCACACAAAAAAAUCCUUUCUAGCAGCUACCAGACAACGCUCAAUUACGGGAGCACAUCUGCUGCUGCGGCCACUAGUUCAACAUCAUCUCAAUUAUUUUCGAUGGAGCCAACCGAUGCUCAGUUGACUACAGCCACCACCCAAUCAUCGUGUCCUACAACAAUUUCGGGUGGUACACAACAAACGGGUGGCAGUAUACUCAGUCCAAUGGCAUUAUCACCCGGUGAAACCAGAACUGGUUCGAUGGUAACAUCGAAAGAAGACGAAGAGGAUUCCAGUAAUGCUGCAUCUUCCGAUUGCAAAAGCCCAGGCCAACGGACGAAAUCAAAUCAACGAUGGAUGAAACUACGUACAACCGUUCAGCUAUCAUCGGCGAUACAGAAAAAACCACCACUGAAACGGGAAGAUUCAUUUUUAAAACGAUUUUCCACCAGGCAGAUACCGGAAACACAGGAAACGAUGGAAGAAACUGGAUCUGAAAGUGCAUCAGGCGAUCACGAAAAAACAAUGAAACGUCGACGAUACAAUCGAAAACGAAUAUCAGUCGUAAAUCCUGACGAAAAUUUUUAUUUCUAUUGGUUAAUGGUGCUGACAUUUUGUAUUUUAUAUAAUUUAUGGACAUUAAUUGUGCGACAAAGUUUUCCGGAAUUGCAGGCUCAAAUACCGAAUUUCUGGUUAUUCUGUGAUUGCCUUACUGAUAUAAUAUUUCUUCUGGAUAUUGUUGUUCAACUAAGAACUGGUUAUUUGGAACAAGGACUUAUGGUCUAUGACGAUAAAAAACUAGCAACCCAUUAUAUGCGCUCAAGAAAAUUUUUAUUCGAUUUAGCAGCAUUAUUACCGUUAGACCUUCUUCAAAUUAAAUUAGGAACUCAACCUUUGUUACGAUUUCCACGUUUUUUAAAAGUUUACAGAUCUGUUAAAUUUUAUUACAUUGUUGAGAGUAGAACGGUUUGGCCGAAUUUGUGGCGCGUAGUUAAUUUAAUUCAUAUUCUACUGAUAUUGGCACAUUGGUUUGGUUGUUUCUAUUUUCUGUUAUCAGAAGCUGAAGGCUUUCAGGGGGACUGGGUGUAUCCAUAUCGUCCAGGUGAUUAUGCAACGCUGACGAGAAAAUAUUUGGGUAGUUUGUACUGGUCAACGUUAACGCUAACAACGAUUGGAGAUCUUCCCACACCAGAAACGAAUGCAGAACCAUCAUCAUCGGCGGACGGCCCCAGAUCAAUACCACGUCGUGGAUUAAAAUCCCGUCUUCUACAGUUUGCUUCAAGCUAUGGAUAUAUCUUCACCAUCGUUAGUUACCUGAUCGGUGUGUUUAUUUUUGCAACCAUUGUUGGUCAAGUGGGCAACGUUAUUACCAAUCGCAAUGCGAAUAGACUGGAAUUCGAACGACUAUUGGAUGGUGCUAAAACUUACAUGAGACACCAUAAGGUUCCAGGUGGCAUGAAGAGACGUGUUUUACGAUGGUAUGAUUACAGUUGGUCUCGUGGCCGUAUUCAAGGUGGUGGAGAUAUUAAUACAGCUCUUGGAUUGUUGCCAGAUAAAUUAAAAACUGAAUUAGCUCUCCAUGUGAAUUUAAGCGUCUUGAAGAAGGUAACCAUUUUUCAAGAAUGUCAACCGGAGUUCCUACAUGAUUUGGUGCUAAAAAUGAAAGCCUACAUUUUCACACCGGGUGACUCGAUCUGUCGAAAGGGUGAAGUAGCUAGAGAAAUGUUUAUUAUUGCCGAUGGAAUAUUAGAAGUGUUAAGCGAAACUGGUAAAGUGUUAACGACCAUGAAGGCUGGCGAUUUUUUCGGAGAAAUUGGUAUUUUAAAUUUAGAUGGCUUGAACAAACGAACGGCUGAUGUACGAUCCGUUGGAUAUUCGGAAUUGUUUUCAUUGUCACGCGAAGACGUACUGGCAGCGAUGAAAGACUACCCGGAAGCGCAGGAAAUACUACAGACACUUGGCCGGAAGCGAUUAAUGGAAGUUCGCUGUGUGAAUAAGAAACAUGCAACGAAAAUGGCCGCCGAAAAGGAAUCACUGUCAAGUAACGUCCCACAAGCUCAUGUAACUAAUAGUAGUGACCAUAGAACGUCUAAACGAAUUGUAGAUAAACUGCGAAGUGAUGUGAAGGGCAUUAAGAAUGUGCUCAGGAAAUCAAGGACAACCGGUCGACGCAGCAAUGAGUCGAUUGAGUUGCAACCGCUACAAGGCACCAUUCGUACACCGAAAGGUGUACUUCGUCGAAUGCCCAGAGUUCGGUCCGACGAAAUGACUGGCGACGGUGACGAUCAUGUUGAUAUUAAAGAGAAAACGCCGAGUCCUAUUGGUGCUGGUUUGCCGCUACUGCAGCGAUUACGUUUAUUGAAGGAGAAACAAGAUCGCGAAGAGCGAGCUGUAAAACCUGCACCUCCAAUGAUACCAUCACCUCAAACUCAUGUAAGAUCCGCUGUUUCGCCACAGCAAUCAAUACAAGAGGAGCCAGAACGUGAAGUGCUUGGCGCCGGCUUGCCUUUAAUGCAACGCUUGAAAUUGUUGAAAGCUAAAGAAGAACGCUUAGCGAAAGAAUGCCAGAACAAGAUUCAAGUACAAUCAUCGCAGUCGCAGCCACAGUCAUCAUCAUCAUCAACAUUCAGUGCCAUUUCAACAAUAACAUCGCUCAAAUCAUCUGCGACACCUUCCACUAGUGCUGGUUUGAGUCCGUCCGGAUUAGGAAAGCCACCGUUAAAAGUAUCGUUUCGUGAACGCAUCAAAGGCCUACAACAAGAAUGUACCAAAUCGCCCACGGAACGGGAACCAAAAGCCUCCGGUGAACCGGCCGACAUGAAAGAGCAACUAAUUUCCGGCACAUCAUUUAGUAGUAAGCUUAGCAAACCGUCCACACUUUCAAUUAAGGAUAAGAUAAAACAAUUGGGACACAUCAAUCAACCGAAAAUGAUCGACGAACAAUCGGGUCAGUUGAAGCCAUGGUCCAAACUGAAAAUGGCCACUGUUGUAAAUACUGGCGGAAGUUAUACGAGUCUCAAUAAUAGCAUAAACGAAGAAUCUCCCAGUGACUUGGAAACAAUUCCAUUGAAAGAACCGUCUACAGAAAGUGGCAGCUCAAGAACGGCCGACAAGAAAAAAGUGAAAAGUGAUCAUGUUAGCGCAAGUGAUAGUGAAAUCAAAAGUGAUUUAGUCAAAGACAAAGUGCCAAAGAAGAUACCGAUACCAUUUAAAAUCCAACGCGAACCAAAGAUGUAUAGAUCAGUGGACGAUUUAUCGCCUGAGUACAGUGGCCUUCCAUUUGUAAAAAAGUUAAAAAUUUUAAACGAACGUCAAAAGUUAGCUGAAUUGGAAUCUGUCAUACAAACCCGAAGCUUUAGCUUGGACUGUACUGAGUCCGAUAACGGAACCGAUCUUAUGGAACCAUUAAUACGAAGCCACAGCGAAGCGUCUGGAAUCGCUCGUCCGAAAGCAAUACAUUCCGGACAUUCCGGUGUUCCUGUCGUCGCUCCGUUGAUCAUUCAACCGUGCCUACAGUCACCCCUCAGUCCCGAGUCGAACGAAACGUUAGAACGGCGUAACCUGAAAAGUAUAUUGAAAAAAUUGUCGGAGGAAAAAAGUCAACAGCAGUGUGUGAGCGGAAGCGGUGAUGAAUCGAAACCGUCGGAUAUGAUGGGAUUGAUGAGAGCACCUACCGUUGAAGGGUACGUGGCUAGACACAGCAAAUUUAUGAAGAGCGUAACCUUCAAUUCAACUCUUUCUAGUCCGCCAAACAGUGCUCAUAGUGUCCAGAGUGCUGUUCAAGCGGUGGAAGAACGAAGCCUUUUUCCUGUACUUAGCGCACAAAAUUUAGAUACGACGACAAAUAAUUCGGAUGUUAUUAGUGAUCAGAUAGAUAAUAGUACAAAUAAAUUAGAUACGGAUUGUCAAGAGAGUAACUAUCUGAGCAAAUAUGAAGAUGGAUCGCCGAAAUCGACGCCGUUCAUUUCGAAAAAGUUCAUCAAAGGCUCGAUUGAGGAACACGAAUACUUUGGCGAGGUGUUACUUGGUAUCAAACAUGUUAUCCAGAAUCAUUUACGGGAAGUGCAAGUGAAGUUUCAAGACCGUUUCCUCAGUCUUGAGUUGGAUGUUCGACAACGUGACGAAGUAAUCACCCAAUUACAGCAUCGAAUACAAGAGUUGGAAGAGAAUCCAUCAACACAUAUGCAUCAGAUGAAUCGAAUGGGGAGUGCAGCAGCAUCGAUGAAAAGUGGCAGUUCCGGUUCGAACGAUAUACCGUUUGUCCGAGGUGAUUCGGUGGAUACAAUCUUUGUGUCAUCACCACCAUCGGAAUACGACCGAUCACGAACGAAAAUGAAAUCGAAAAAACGGAACUCACCGCGCCGAACCAACGUCGAUCGUUCGAUGGAGGAAAGCAGCGAUCAAGACAGCUUCCAUCGACAAAUACCAGCUGAAAUGCUGCGCUUAAAUCGCGGUGUUAUGAUGACCGACGCGGCUGGCAAUAUCACCGAAAUGUCCCAGUCGGUUGUGCUGAACAUCGACAACAGUUCACGGACGAGUUCCAGUUCGGGUGAAUCGCAACUGGACGACGAUUACAAUGACAAUGAUGACGAAGAACUGCAUUGUGAUGAUUGGGAGAUUCGUAUGCUAGCGGCAGAGUUGAAUCGGCGAGAAAGUAAGAAAGACGAAGCAAGUUCCGAAACUGGUAGCGGACCAGACGAGCACGGUAGACUGUUGCGCAGGCGUCGCAGAAAAGAGAAAGCAGCUGAUACUGACUCAGAGAUCAGUGAUAAUGGAAGUGAUCAUUUGAGCAGACCGAGGGCAGCCAGUCUUGAUCAGCACAAUUUGAGGCGUCAAACUAGCAAAGGCGUUUUUAAGGCCAUGAGUUUUGACCGCGACAAAGAUAGACUUUGAGAAUUAAGAUGCGAAAUUUGUAUAUAUGCAAGUAUCGGUACAUGAAUAUUUCGUCCGUGCUAAGUACGUUAAAGGAGAAAAAAUUUGUUUUAAUUUUAGAAGACAUAAGAUCGGUGAAUUGGGACCGUAGGUCCGUUUAUUAGUCGGUGCACAUUUUAAACAAUAAAAGUCUCAUGUUUAUGACUAACAUCGAAUUUCGAUUCAUUUGGAAUUUAGCAAGUAAAACAACACAUUUGUGAUGUGUCACCUAUUAGAAUUCCACUCCGUUGUUGGUAGUUUUGCGGCCCAACCAAUCAAUAGGUCCAAUUGUUUUUUUUUUCAAGUGAACUUCAAUCAAAAUUGCAAUAAAAAUGGUUUAAACUGUCUACCGUUCCAAUCAACAAACCUGCGAAUCAAACAAAAUUUAUUGCACACGAAAGUAUUUCUCACGCUCUCGUUGAUAAAAUUUAGGUUGUGCAAAGACGACCCCAAGUCAUAAACAAAAAGGCCAACAUAUCAUGAAGGUAAAAUAUUUUUUUUUUUAAUUUUCAAUUACACGUACAUUGUCAAUUUAAGGAUUUCGCCAAUUGUUGAUAUCGAUUUCAUUGACAUCUCAAUUUUACUUUUAAUAUUUUAAUAUCCAUCGUCAUUCGAUCGCAAUUUUCAUACUUUAUAAACAUAUUUUAACACGAUAUUUAUAGUCGUAUAUGAAACGUCUCCCGUGUUGUUUUUGUCGAUGAAAAAGUUUCUGGAUGAUACGAGCGGAUCUGAUUGAAUUUGUUUUUUCAUUGCACACCGUAUCAAUGAAACUAUACAGUCAGCGACGUUGAAAUUAAGUGACACAUUAUGUUUCCGCUGUUUUUUUUAGCUGAUCCACUCCGAAAUAAGUGUCAAAGUCGCCGAUUGUAAUCUAUUAAUUUGGGCAUCAGUAAUGUAUUCUUUUGAUAUUAUUGUAGCCCGUCCCCAGUUUAUAUGUGUGUUCAGAUGAAAUUUGGGAACGAUGUAGAAGGAGAGAGUUUCGUCCUUUAAAAAAAAAUCGGUUUAGUUGUAAGUCAUACAUUAACAACAAAAACAACAACAAAAAUUAUGAAUUUUUUCUGGUGGUUAUACUGAAUUAAGAAAAUUGAAUAAAUUUAAAAAAUUAAAAUCUCUUUACGAUGGUAAUGAAAGCUUUAUAGUUAUUUAAUACGAAAACAUUUAAACAAAAUAAUGAAAUUGAAUAAUUGUAUUUUUAGAUAAAUCCAAAGUACAUGUAACCAACCCCCCACUCAAACAAACAAA
Bradysia coprophila is the source of this 6625-nucleotide messenger RNA. RefSeq names its product Cyclic nucleotide-gated ion channel-like (gene Cngl). The record is from RefSeq and is a predicted model, not a curated record. Gene Ontology annotation, biological process: transmembrane transport; monoatomic ion transport. Gene Ontology annotation, cellular component: membrane. NCBI's taxonomy places the organism in Eukaryota, Metazoa, Arthropoda, Insecta, Diptera, Sciaridae. Gene Ontology annotation, molecular function: intracellularly cyclic nucleotide-activated monoatomic cation channel activity; protein-containing complex binding.